AGCGCAGGGAUAGAGAGAGACAGGCAGCUGGCUGGAGGCUGGCCCGAGACAUGAAGCUCCACAGGGAACCGUCCCCACUGCUGAUCCCAUUGACGCUGCUGGUGACCGUCUGGCACCCGGGGACAUGUCUGGGGCAUGUCAGCUACACCCCCCAGCUCUCCAGCAGCGCCCUGGAGGGUAAGCUCACGCAGUCCACCUUCGCGCUGGAGCAGCCCCUGGGCCAGUUCGACAAGCUCAACAUCUCUGACUCUGACCCCAUCUGGCUGGUGGUGGCCAACAGCAACGCUAUUCGGAAGUUUGUCGCCCCGAAGAAGGUAGAGGACAUGCCUGCCCCUGACAGCUUAGCGCAGCGCGGCUACUACUUCACGCUGCGGGCCACCCGGGCCCACUAUCAGGGUGACCAGACUGGCAGGCAGCUGCGUGUCCUCCGCGUUGGCAACGACACCGCCUGCCCGCCAGAGUCCCAGAACUGCAACACCCCUCUGCCCAGCUCCGGCCCGUACAGGGUGAAAUUUCUAGUGAUGAACUCCAAGGGACCUGUAGCUGAGACGGAGUGGUCCAAGGACAUUGACCUGCUGCAAGCCCAGGAAUUCCAACAUGCCCCGGGAUCCCAGAGCGCUGGUACGGUGGUCAUCAUUGCCUUCCAGUCCAUCAUGCUGGCCAUCCUGCUUGCGGUCUUUGUUGUCCUGGUCAUCUCUCCCUGCUUCCAUAGCUUCAGGAAUGUUCCCAUCUCCAGCCCGAGUGAGCAGGUGCAUAUGAGGCAAUACAGCACCCACCACAUGGACAGCCCUCCAGGCUUGGAGAGCUCCUGAGUGACUCCAGGGGACCCCCCCAGCUGCCAGCAGUCUCUGGGUUAAGUUAAAGAGCCUGAGCUCAUGCUUGCCUGGAAGUUGCUAGAACUCCAAAAGAGAUUGUUCUAGCCCAAAGCUUGGACCAAUCCUCACGAGAAAUAAAUGUGCCUGUCAUGUC
This is a messenger RNA of Jaculus jaculus (lesser Egyptian jerboa), 969 nucleotides long. It is a transcript of the gene Upk3bl2, whose product is annotated as uroplakin 3B like 2. The record is from RefSeq and is a predicted model, not a curated record. Lineage: Eukaryota; Metazoa; Chordata; Mammalia; Rodentia; Dipodidae. The transcript is spliced from 6 exons. Bases 51 to 812 code for a protein of 253 amino acids.